Molecule: messenger RNA, 435 nt
Organism: Staurois parvus
Lineage: Eukaryota; Metazoa; Chordata; Amphibia; Anura; Ranidae
Source: the annotation of a GenBank genome assembly
AUGUUUCUUGUGCUGUGUGUAUACAGUGAGUACAAAGGCCUGGUGAAGCACAGCGGAGGAUGUCACUGCGGAGCCGUCCGAUUCGAGGUUUGGGCGUCAGCUGACAUUCACGUCUUUGACUGCAAUUGCAGCAUAUGUGUAAAGAAGCAAAACAGGCAUUUCAUCGUACCUGCAUCACGUUUUACGUUGCUGAAGGGUGCUAAUAAUCUCACCACUUACACCUUCAACACCAAAAAAGCACAACAUACAUUCUGCAAAACGUGCGGAGUCCAGAGCUUCUACACGCCUCGCUCCAACCCUGAUGGCUAUGGAAUAGCAGCACAUUGUCUGGAUGAAGGGACAGUCCGUAGCAUCCAUGUGGAACAGAUCAAUGGGAAGGAGUGGGAGAAGGCUAUGAAAGAACACAAGACCAUUCGUAGCAUGUCAAAGUCCUGA